AUGUCUGCAUCUGUUCGUCCUACACUUCCCCCGCUUCAUACACUUAAUCUUCCUCGUGGAGAGAUUCGACAUCCCCGUAUCGAUGCAAAAUUGAAACCCCAGAUUCCAAGGCUGCACGUGCCCAGCAGUCAAUAUUCAUGCCAGAACCGUCGGGUUUCUAUCUCAUCCUCGACGUCUUCUCGCACUCCUUCUCCCACCCCUUCGCCCCCCUCAUCUUCGCGUUCCUCUAUCUUCGGAAGUCAACCCGUUAAAUUUCGCAUUGUACCCACCACUUUUGAGCAUGCCAACGCAAUGAUUGUCAUUCCUGAUCCCGAUGCUCCACACGUGCACCCCCUCUCCGGUGCAGUCCUCGAACAACCUGCAUCAAACCUUUUUCUGGUCGGGCCUGCCUUUCAAUGCGUGCGCCAGCUACAACGACAAAUAGCCAAGGGGUCCAGCGGAUCGCAGGUUUUCCAUUACACCCAAUACGACCAGUGUCAAGAAAAUUACAAUAACAAGCUCAAGUCCCAAAGAAACGUGAUGUAUUGCUAG
Messenger RNA from Suillus discolor, 531 nucleotides. RefSeq lists its product as uncharacterized. Bases 1 to 531 code for a protein of 176 amino acids. The record is from RefSeq and is a predicted model, not a curated record. The transcript is spliced from 3 exons. Lineage: Eukaryota; Fungi; Basidiomycota; Agaricomycetes; Boletales; Suillaceae.